Messenger RNA from Melanotaenia boesemani (Boeseman's rainbowfish), 1103 nucleotides. It is a transcript of the gene jagn1a, whose product is annotated as jagunal homolog 1a. Bases 109 to 660 code for a protein of 183 amino acids. The record is from RefSeq and is a predicted model, not a curated record. Lineage: Eukaryota; Metazoa; Chordata; Actinopteri; Atheriniformes; Melanotaeniidae. Gene Ontology annotation, cellular component: endoplasmic reticulum membrane. The transcript is spliced from 3 exons. Gene Ontology annotation, biological process: granulocyte colony-stimulating factor signaling pathway; endoplasmic reticulum organization; vesicle-mediated transport.
UGUUUGCAAUGUUCAUCACUGUAUUCUGUUAAUCCACCUUCAAACGACGAGUUUGACCAGGCGUGAAAAACUACGCAGCGGUAGGCAUUGUCGUAGGUUUCAUUCAACAUGACAUCACGUGUUGGUCUCAGAGCAGUCGGUACCAAUGGAAGUGACUUUAAAAACAGAGAGAGGGUCACCCCACAUUACCAGAUGAGUGCUUCCCUGAAGGCAGAGAUACGGAAGCUAAACUGGGUCCACCUUCUGAUAUGGCUGCUGGUGGCUGUUCAAGUGACUGUCAGCCACUUUGACCUGGUGUCACAUGACACAGUGUCCAUGCCAUACCAAUGGGAGUAUCCCUACCUGCUCAGCUUCCUCCCACUGCUCUGCAGCUGCCUGUCACUUCCAAAGAACAAUAUCAGUUACCUGGUCAUAUCUAUGAUCAGUGCAGGGCUGUUCUCUGUGGCGCCUUUAAUUUAUGGAGGUAUGGAGAUGUUUCCUGUAGCACAGCAGCUUUAUCGCCAUGGAAAAGCCUACCGCUUCAUUUUUGGCUUCUCUGCAGUGACUGUUAUGUACCUCAUUAUGGUGGCUGCUGUUCAAGUACAUGCCUGGCAGUUAUAUUACAUGAAAAAACUUUUAGACUCAUGGUUUGAUGCCACUCAGGAAAAAAAGAAGAAGUAGUGGAUUACACACAACUGUGGCUGGAAAAAUGUCUUUAUGUUAAUUUAUACAAGGGUUAUAUGUCAUAUUUAGGUUUACUUGUUUAUUCAUCACAUAAAACCUUUUAAUCAUGUGUCAAAGCCUCAUUCAAAUAAAUAAGACAUACAAUUUAUUAUAACCUAGAUUCCUUCAUCAUUAUUUAUUAAAAGAGAAGAGGUUUCAAACCCUCUUCAAUGCUUAGUCUGGUUUCUGCUUUUCUCCAAAGAGAUUAGAUUUUAAAGCAGAAAAGACAUAAACUGGUUCACCAUGUUCAUUUUUCUCAGAAAAAAACAAUUAAUUGUGUUAAAGGAAGCUGGUUUGCUAUUGCAUCAGAUGUUCUUAUACUGUCUCUUUCAAUAAGUCUUGCUCUUACAAUUUUAUUUUAUAGAUGCAGUUAAGCUGUUGAAUAAAAAUGGUAACUGCAA